This is a messenger RNA of Penicillium vulpinum, 1131 nucleotides long. RefSeq names its product polysaccharide lyase family 1 protein. NCBI's taxonomy places the organism in Eukaryota, Fungi, Ascomycota, Eurotiomycetes, Eurotiales, Aspergillaceae. Gene Ontology annotation, molecular function: pectate lyase activity. Bases 1 to 1131 code for a protein of 376 amino acids. The record is from RefSeq and is a predicted model, not a curated record. The transcript has 4 exons.
AUGAAGAUCACAGCCAUCUUUGCAGCGCUCGCUGUGCGAGCUGCCGCCGUCGGUGUCACCGGUGCAGCAGAGGGUUUCGCCAAGGGCGUCACUGGUGGUGGCUCUGCCACACCUGUCUACCCAAGCACCACAUCCGAGCUGGUCUCGUACCUUGGUGACUCUUCACCACGUGUGAUCAUCCUGACCAAGACCUUCGACUUCACCGGCACAGAGGGAACUACCACCGGUACCGGCUGCGCUCCUUGGGGUACUGCCGCUGCUUGCCAGGUUGCCAUCAACCAAGACAACUGGUGCAAGAACUACGAGCCGAACGCACCCUCUGCCCCUGUCAGCUAUGACAACGCCGGUGUGCUCGCCAUCACCGUCAAGUCCAACAAGUCCAUUGUUGGUGAGGGCAGCAAGGGUAUCAUCAAGGGCAAGGGUCUUCGGAUCGUCAGCGGUGCGAACAACAUCAUCAUCCAGAACGUCGCUAUCACCGACAUCAACCCCAAGUACGUCUGGGGCGGUGAUGCCAUCACCAUCAACAACGCCGACAUGGUCUGGAUCGACCACGUCACAACCGCUCGCAUCUCCCGCCAGCACAUUGUCCUCGGCACCGAUGCCUCCAAGCGCGUCACCAUCUCCAACAGCGUGAUCGACGGCACCAGCCAGUACUCCGCCACCUGCAACGGCUACCACUACUGGGGAAUGUACUUCACCGGAUCCAGCGAUAUGAUCACCUUGAAGGGCAACUACAUCUUCCACACCAGUGGACGUGCGCCCAAGGUGCAGGGAAAUACUCUUCUGCAUGCUGUUAACAACUACUGGUACCAGAACGUCGGCCACGCGUUCGAGAUCGGUGCGGGUGGAAAUGUUCUCGCUGAGGGCAACGUGUUCCAGAACAUUGCGGCUGUCGUUGAGUCGCCGAUUUCCGGACAGUUGUUCACCUCCCCUGAUACCAACACCAAUGCUGCUUGCACCGCGUCUCUUGGCCGCGCGUGUGUGCUUAACGGAUUUGGAUCUUCCGGAGCGUUCAAGCAGGCGGAUACUGCGUUCUUGGUCAACUUCGCUGGCAAGAACAUUGCGUCCGCGACGGCUUAUACUUCCGUUGUUGCGAGCGUUAAUGCCAAUGCUGGUCAGGGCAAGCUGUAA